GUCUCGCCAUAAAACUCCAUUGGAAGAAGAAGAAGAAAGUCUCGCGAGAGGCUGGAGGCGGUGCGGCCAGGCGCCGUCCUGCCCUUCUGCCCGGGGAGACGUCUCUCAGUCAUGGCGCCCCGAGUCCUCCCUUUGGUUAAAUUCCUGAUCAAAGGAGCCUUUGCAGGGGGUGCUGUUUACGUGGUUUAUGACCAAGGACUUCUGAGCGGGGGCGAACAGGCGGCCAAAGCCCUCCACAAAGCCGAAGAAGCUCUCCCACCAGCCGUGGAAGAAUGGGUGAAAUAUUUCGGCUGGCAGCUUCCGGCAGUUCCGAAAAGCGAAUUCUCUCUCUGCAAUUCCUGGAACUCGGGGGUGCGGACGGUGAUAGGGGCUCUCUCUGUGGCCCCUACCAGGGCCUGCGAGUACACUCAGCACGGAUGGAAGUACAUGAAGGAUCUUGUCAAAUAAAACCUAUCGACGAGGCCUCCUUUCUUUCUCUCUAACGGGGAAAUUUCCAGCACCUACUCACGGAGCACGGAGCUGGUACGCAAGGGCUACAAUAAAGACUUUGAAUUACUCCUG
Messenger RNA from Rhineura floridana, 561 nucleotides. It is a transcript of the gene MICOS13, whose product is annotated as mitochondrial contact site and cristae organizing system subunit 13. Bases 112 to 447 code for a protein of 111 amino acids. The transcript has 4 exons. Gene Ontology annotation, cellular component: MICOS complex; mitochondrial crista junction. The record is from RefSeq and is a predicted model, not a curated record. Gene Ontology annotation, biological process: cristae formation. Lineage: Eukaryota; Metazoa; Chordata; Lepidosauria; Squamata; Rhineuridae.